UGGCGACGCACGAACGCGGUUUGAUACAAAGCGACGUAAAAGCUCGAGGGAAACAGUCCGCGAGGAAUGCCACCGUCGCAUUGAAUCAGAGGUGAGCUUAAAUAAAAAUGGGCAGCAAGCAUCUCUCAUUUGAAUUUCUUUAUGAAAUCUCUUUAUAGACAGCAAGGAGUCAACAAUCUUCUUAAUAUAUGCCGAAGGGGAAGUUUCACGCAGCUGUUGCAAUUGUCAGAAAUGGUAAUGGAAAUGGAAAGAGCAUUAAAAGUAGGUAUAAAGUCCUGCUUCAACGAGGUGGAAAGAAAGUAAUUUAAAUAACAGAAAUAAAUUGGCGUAUUUAACGAGGCAAUAAACCAUCGCCGUUGUUUGUAUCCGUGGACACGUAACCUUUGGAGAAUGGCAUUAAAAGAAACCCAAACAUAUUGAGAGGAACGAUGAUCGCCAAGUGACAUCAUCGAGAUAAAAUGAAGCAAGAACCGCCGCGCAGAAAAUCUAUAAAUGUAUCGAACGAGAAUGUUCGGUCAAUGAGGAUGCGGAAGGAAGGCUAAUGAUCCAGCUAAUCACCAGCGUGUCGUCGAAGCAGGAGAAAAAAAGAUAAAUCACAAAGGUUGCCUGGAGUGCAGGCUGUUCUUUUGGAGAGACGGGAGAGCGACGUGGUUCUGCGUCGUGGCGACAUCUACGUGGAGGAGCGGUACAAGAUUGGCUGGCAGUUCGCAGGCGCAUUUCCCGGUGCAUUCUCUCGUUCCAGCCUCGCUGCGAGCGGGGAGCGUCGCGUCGUCAUUCCUUCCCCGUGAUCCAUCGACGACAGACACCAUUCUUUUUUCUCUUCAUACAGCCUCCCUCGUUCUCUUUCCUCGUUGUUAUUAGCGAGCGAGUAGCAACUAGUGUGUAACGCAUUCGCUAGCGUGAAAACGAUUACUCUGCGAAUCCUUUCGAAACGACGCAACAGGCAUCGUUCGUUUCCUCUUUGUCUCGUCUUCUUCCUUCUGUCUUCGUCUGUUUUCCUCUUCCACUCCGUUUCCGCUGUCUGCAAGGUUACGUUGCUAGUUCUCAUCUCUUCUCUUCCCCCACUCUUCCCCAGGCUUCUUCAGCUCUCGGCUUCCACCGAUACCCCUUCCGUCCGUCGACCGAUAAACGUACCUAUCACUGUCACGGUCGAAGAAAGAAGAGGUCGGGGUCCGCAGUACACCAGCCAUUUCACAGGCGUCGUCUGCUUUCUCCUCGCUUCCGAUAGCCCUGACGGCGGAUUUUCCGUUCACGGUCCGGCUUGCAGUGCGUCGAUCAUGUCGCUGAUCGCCAACUGUUUUCGACGGCUCACCGAGACACCGGCUAAAAACCAGCUGAAAGGCUACAAGGUCACCGAUGUAAAUCGCAUGCGAAAAAUCGGCGUCGCUUGCAGGAGCCUUCACGAGCUGAAGCAGAAAGCAUGCACGAAGUUGAACAUAACAAACGAUCCUGCCGAAAUCAACAUCUACUUACUCGAUGGUUCGUUAAUUGACGAGGAAGAGUAUUUUUCCACGUUGAAGCCUCAGACGACGCUAAUCCUUCAGAAACCUGGCGAGAAAGUGUUAACCGACGCGGACCUUCUGUAUGACACCUUGAGGCGUGUUAACAUCGAUUUUCUGAUUGCCGGCGAGAAAGCGUCCGAGUUCCUCACGGAAAACCUUAAAGCGAAGGUCGCUGUUCUAAAUAACGCUUUGAACAAAGAUGAUUCGAAAACAGCGUUCAGCAGCAGGGACGAACAUCCGGAGUGGUUUCAUGGAUUGGAAACUAACUGUGCGACCAAAGAAGCUUACCUGCAUCGUAGAUGCCAAGACAGAAUACGGGGCUAUCUGUACAAAACGAUCGAGCAGAUCAGAUCGUCGGACGUGUUCACGAAGGAUCCACGAGCCAGGAAGCAACUGUUAUACGCCAUAGCCUUCUUCAAGAUGCAGCUGAAAGAGGAUCACUAUUUUGGCUACUAUUUCGAUAGGAGUCGAGCAAAGAUCGAAGCGUUGGAGGGUGCUGAUCAGCUCGAUUCGUCGGCCUGUUACGAUCAUUGUCCUUGUAGGUUGAAAUGGUUCGACGAUAGUACGUACUUCAGAUUGUUUGGCACGAUGGAGCAAUCCGACGAUGUCGACGGCGUGAAGAAGAGGAACGAGAGGAACUCGUCGGCGGACACAAAGACUGAGGAGGAGGAGGCAGAGGAGAACUGUCCUUACAAGAUUAGAAAGAUAGAGAAGAAAAUGUGUAUCGCGUUGUGCAAUCAAACGGGCGAGUUUAGAUGUCAUGGAAUGUGGAACGAGGAUAAAUGUUCUUACGGGACACACAAGAUCAAUCCCUAUCGGUCGAAGGAAGAGCUUGUUUUAUUCUCCACGUGGAACUUUGAUCAUAAGAUUGAAAGGUCCAGGACUCUAAUUCCAUUACUGCUGAAACUAGCGUCCAAAGGAACCGCCAACGAGGCAGAUCUCAUCGAAAUUUACGACAAUCUGUUCACGAUAAAGAACUUGAGACUGGUUCACAUCAUAUGCCAUGAUAAGAGCUCGCACAAAUAAUUAGCCAUUAUCACUUGGAAGGGUUAACAAAAAUUUCAACGAUGCGGCAAGAGAUAAGAAAGAAGAAGAAGAAAAAAGA
This is a messenger RNA of Heterotrigona itama, 2607 nucleotides long. The record is from the annotation of a GenBank genome assembly. Lineage: Eukaryota; Metazoa; Arthropoda; Insecta; Hymenoptera; Apidae.